Messenger RNA from Paramecium octaurelia, 1364 nucleotides. Lineage: Eukaryota; Ciliophora; Oligohymenophorea; Peniculida; Parameciidae. The record is from the annotation of a GenBank genome assembly.
AUGUAUUUAAUAUUAGCAUCCCUCAUAAUUAACGUAUUCUCCUAGUUUACUAAAACCAUACAAGUCCCUGUAGUUGAUCCAAAUGCCACAGAGACUGUUGCCGAAAACAUCUAAACUAGAAGUACUAGAAUUUAUUCAGGUUUAUUUAUUUGUCAAACUCAAUCUUAGAUCCAAACAAGGGAGCAUGUAUGUGUGAUCUGAUAAUCAACAUAUGCGAUGCACAAUGUUGUUGUGAUACCAGAUGCACUGAUGCAUUCAUAGAAGAAUGGACAAACUUGGGAAAAUGUUUGAAUUCAAAAUCAGAAACUGAUUACUUUUAUCCAGAAUGCGGUGAUCUAGUCAACCUAGUUAAUGUUUUUGAUGACAAAUAUCAUUACAAUUAAAUUAAUGACAUCAUGUGCAGUGCAGUCUAAAGAUUACCUUAUGCAGGUGUAUAUGCCAAUAUUGAGGACACUCAAACUUUGACAGCAGAUUACAAAAGUUUCGAUAUUGUAAGUGCUGGGAGCAUACUGUUCACCCUAGCUACUAAUCCUUAAUACAUAAAUCCUGCAGCUUAAUUACCCUAAGGCUAUUAUUCUGGUAACCCUGGAUACAUCAAAGGGAAACCCCUCAUGGUUGGCAAAUCCAAUGGAGCUAACUCCAAUCUCAUUUGGUACAAAGAAUUACGGGUUUAUGCCUGGUCAGAAACUGGUUAUUGCAGCACAGCAAGCUCUUAUAAUUCUAAGUGGUAUAAAGUUAUCAAUUUUGGAGAAGAUGUACGAUAUGAUAUUUAAUUAAAUAUAGCUCGUUGUAAGUUGUUCACUUGAAUCAAGCGUAAAUUUAGGAACUUACUGUUCUAGUGGAGUGACUUACGAAAUUAUGAAGAGUCUUAAAGACAGCACUGGGAGCUAUUAUUAUUUUGGAAAAUGGGGUUCUUCGAAUAACAACAGAUCUGGGGAAUGGGUGUAGAUUAAUUCGACUGAGAUCGAAAAUGUCACAUCAUCUUGUGCCUUACCUUUGGAAUAAUAAUUGACUAUUAUUUACUAGAAGGUUGGAUUUAUGGGAGAUCUCCAAAACACUAUCAUCUCAGCCAAUGUGACCAAUAUACCAAUUAAGUAUUAUUUAAUCUUGAUCGUUGAUAGUUCUGCAAGUUACACAAGCAACUCAGUGCAAUUGAGUCUGAGGGUUAAAUUUAUUGAACUCAUUGACACUGAUAUAGAUCCAACUAUUGAGAAAUCUUUGAGAGACACAGUCACUCCAUAUGUCAAGGUAAGAUUAGGGUUAAAUAUUGUAGAAAAUCUUUUUGCCUUUCACUUUUUCAAUACAGUUAGUUGGAUUUGGAGUGAUUUUAAUUUUCUUAUUUAUAUGAUUUAUACAGAAUACAG